AUGCACCUCAGCGCUCUGAAUCACUGCAUACCUCUAAGUGAUGGGAACAGCAUUCCUAUCAUUGGACUUGGUACCUACUCGGAACCUAAAUCGACUCCUAAGGGGACCUGUGCAACAUCAGUGAAGAUUGCCAUCGACAUGGGGUACCGGCACAUUGAUGGGGCCUACCUCUACCAGAACGAGCAUGAAGUGGGGGAGGCCAUCAGGGAGAAGAUAGCCCAAGGAAAGGUGCGGAGGGAGGAUAUCUUCUACUGUGGAAAGCUGUGGGCUACACAUCUUGACCCAGAGAGGGUCCGCCCAGCUCUGGAGAGGACACUCAAGAACCUCCAGCUAGAUUAUGUGGAUCUUUACAUCAUUGAAAUACCCAUGGCUUUUAAGCCUGGAGAUGAUUUCUAUCCUAAAGAUGAAAAUGGCAAAUGGUUAUAUCACAAGUCAAAUCUAUGUGCCACUUGGGAGGCUUUGGAAGCUUGCAAAGAUGCUGGCUUGGUGAAAUCCCUUGGAGUAUCCAAUUUUAACCAUAGGCAGCUGGAGCUCAUUCUGAACAAACCAGGGCUUAAGUAUAAGCCAGUCAGCAACCAGGUUGAGUGCCAUCCAUAUUUCACCCAGCCAAAACUCUUGAAAUUUUGCCAAAAACAUGACAUUGUCAUUGUUGCAUACAGCCCUUUGGGAACCUGUAGAGAUCCAUCCUGGGUGAAUGUCUCUGCCCCACCUUUGCUAAAGGAUCCAUUUCUAAACGCACUGGGGAAAAAGUACAAUAAAACAGCAGCUCAAAUUGUUCUGCGUUUCAACAUCCAGCGAGGAGUGGUUGUCAUUCCUAAAAGCUUUAACCCUGAAAGGAUCAAAGAAAACUUUCAAAUCUUUGACUUUUCUUUCACUGAAGAAGAAAUGAAGGACAUUGAAGCCUUAAAUAAAAACAUCCGCUAUGUGGAAUUGCUCAUGUGGCGUGACCAUCCCGAAUACCCAUUCCAUGAUGAAUACUGA
Budorcas taxicolor (takin) is the source of this 981-nucleotide messenger RNA. RefSeq names its product aldo-keto reductase family 1 member D1 (gene AKR1D1). The record is from RefSeq and is a predicted model, not a curated record. Gene Ontology annotation, molecular function: steroid dehydrogenase activity; Delta4-3-oxosteroid 5beta-reductase activity; aldose reductase (NADPH) activity. Gene Ontology annotation, cellular component: cytosol. NCBI's taxonomy places the organism in Eukaryota, Metazoa, Chordata, Mammalia, Artiodactyla, Bovidae. The coding region runs from base 1 to 981 and encodes 326 amino acids. The transcript has 9 exons. Gene Ontology annotation, biological process: bile acid biosynthetic process.